AUGGGGCCGUGGGACAGCCGAGCUGAGGUCCGAGUCCUGGUGGAUUUAUGUAACAGCACAAAAGGGAUAUGCUUAACAGGUCCCCCAGGUCCCCCAGGACCUCCUGGACUUGAUGGACUGCCUGGCUACAAUGGAUCAGAUGGAGUCCCAGGUAUACCAGGACAAAAGGGAGAUCCAGGAGUAAAUGGAAAAAGAGGAAAAACAGGUAUGCCAGGGCCUAAAGGUGAUCAAGGAGAGAAAGGAGAACCUGGAGAAAUGGGUUCACCUGGUAAGGACGGAAUGCCAGGAGGAAAAGGUUCAAGAGGAGCAAAGGGUGAAAAAGGGGAUGCAAACAAUGAUGUGGUAUUAGAAGGUGCAAAAGGGGAACCUGGGCCACCAGGCCCCCCUGGACCACCUGGACCUCCAGGACCUCCAGGAAAACGUAAAGGUAAAGGUAAAGCACAACCUCAGGAGAACAUAUACAGCAGCAAAUGCACAGGGGAGACCUGUGCUGUACCGAAUGAUGAUACCCAGGCUGGAAAAGCUGAAGACAGAACCCCUGGUCCUUCAAAAAAACCUGAAUGUGUCAUAACCUCUGUAGGAAGCCCUGUACACUUUGUCACUGUACAGCAAACAUUUGGAACUUGGAUGAGGGAACCUGCAAAUAUAAGUGAUGAAAGGAUUUGGCUCACCCUGCAUUUUUCAGGAAACUCCAUAAAAGAAUACGGGAACUCCAAUGCCUUGCUGAAUGACACCUACAGGAUCAUUAAUAUCACAGGAUUCUUUUAUGGAUGUGGUCAUGCAGUACAAAACAAUCACCUGUACUAUCAAAAAGGUGGAACCAAUGUCAUUCUAAGAUUUGGGCUUGACACAGCAUCAUUGGGCACACUGCUCAUUGAAAAUGCCUUAUAUCAUGGUCGUAACUACCUCUUUUCUAACUCAAAGACAUAUUUCAACAUAGCAGUGGAUGAGAAGGGUCUUUGGAUCAUUUAUGCCUCGAGCACUGAUGAAAAUAUAAUAGUAGCACAUAUUGAUGAGGAAAGCUUUUCAGUCACCCGGCAUAUCAACACCACCUAUCCCAAGUCCAAGGCUGGUAAUGCAUUCAUAGCAUGUGGCAUCAUGUAUGUUACUGAUACCAAGGACAUGACAGUAAGUUUUGCUUUUGAUUUAUUGAAAGAGAAGCAGGUUGAUGCAAGGUUUGAGUUACGGUCUUCACAGUCCGUUCUUGCUAUGCUUUCAUACAGUCUUAGAGAUAAGAAUUUGUAUACUUGGGAGAACGGGAGCUUAAUGAUAUACCCUGUACAUUUUGGCAGAUGAAUAUAUUUUAAA
Chaetura pelagica (chimney swift) is the source of this 1308-nucleotide messenger RNA. RefSeq names its product gliomedin (gene GLDN). The record is from RefSeq and is a predicted model, not a curated record. Gene Ontology annotation, biological process: signal transduction. Lineage: Eukaryota; Metazoa; Chordata; Aves; Apodiformes; Apodidae. The transcript has 10 exons. Bases 1 to 1296 code for a protein of 431 amino acids. Gene Ontology annotation, cellular component: cell surface.